Molecule: messenger RNA, 1613 nt
Organism: Peromyscus californicus insignis
Lineage: Eukaryota; Metazoa; Chordata; Mammalia; Rodentia; Cricetidae
Product: 40S ribosomal protein S15a-like
Exons: 1
Coding region: 1037-1501 (154 amino acids)
Biological process (GO): translation
Cellular component (GO): cytosolic small ribosomal subunit; ribosome
Molecular function (GO): structural constituent of ribosome
Source: RefSeq, a predicted model, not a curated record
UAGCUAGCUGCAGAUGAAUUUUUAAACAGUCUUAUUAAAUAAGAAACACUGAGCCAAAUACAGGGGUGAAAGCUGUAGAGAUUAGAGAAAUAGGAAUAGCCACCAGCUAACCUUAGCUCACCACGCUGCUGUAGCUUCCCCAAGAGAACGCGGUUCUUCCUGUCUAACCUGCACUUUUAUUGCCUUGCUGUUCUGCCUUCUCAUUGGCUCUUAGCCCAGCCACCUCACUUCCUCGUCACUGCCUGUCUGUACAGACCUCCAGGUCUCUAUGGUUGGUACUGGGAUUAAAGGCAUAUCACCAGCUUGGCCGUGUCCUUGAACACACAGAGCCUGCCACGUGAUCGGAUGAAGGGCGUGUGCUACCCCGCCUGACUUUUGUUUAUGGCUGGCUAUAUCCUCUGAUCUCCAGACAAACUUUAUUAACAUACAAAUAAAAUAUCACCACAGCUAGCAUGAUAGAUGCCUUUAAUUCCAGCUCAACAGUUAAGAGCACAUAAUGCUCUUGCUGAGGACCAAGUUCCGUUUCUUGGUACAGAAGUCUAAUUGUGAUGACAGGCUGUUAAAAGACCUAGGAAGGGAGGAUUACCAUAAAAAGGACAGAAAACAGAGCCAAGGAUGUACAUGUUACUUUUUUGUUGUUGUGACAAAAUGUCCAACAAGAGCAAUUUAUGGAAGGAAAGAUUUAUUUUGACUCACAGUUUAAAAGUACAGUCCAUCAUUUUUUGGAAAUGAUAGUGUCAGGAGCAAGAAGCAGUUAGCCACAUUGCAUUCAUAGUCAGAAAGCAGAGAGUGCAAAAGACUGGUACUUGGGUGUCCAGCUUGCUUUCUUCUUUUUAUUCAGUCUGGGAUCAUAGCCUAUUGAAUGGCUCUGCCUCACUCUUAGGGUAGGUCUUCCCAUCUUAAUAAACUCAACCUAAAAACCACUCCCUUAUAUACAUGACCAGAGAUCUGUCUCCUAAAUGAUUCUAGAUCCUAUCUAGUUGACAAUCAGUACUAACCUCAUCACAGAGAGGAAAGGAGGGCAUGUUAAGUGUUGAUGGAAUAUGACAAAGUGACUUCACAUAAAGAUGCAAAGGACCUCUUUCCGCCACCUUUCCGUGCCGGCACCAUGGUGCAUAUGAAUGUCCUGGCUGAUGCUCUCAAGAGCAUCAACAAUGCUGAGAAGAGAGGCAAACGUCAGAUCCUCAUCAGGCCCUGCUCCAAAGUCAUCGUUAGGUUCCUAACUGUGAUGAUGAAGCAUGGUUACUUUGGUGAGUUUGAAACCAUCGACGACCACAGAGCUGGGAAAAUCGUUGUAAACCUCACAGGCAGGUUGAACAAGUGUGGGGUGAUAAGCCCUAGAUUUGAUGUGCAACUCAAAGACCUAGAAAAAUGGCAGAACAAUCUGCUCCCAUCCCAUCAGUUUGGCUUCAUUGUACUGACAACCUCAGCUGGCAUCAUGGACCAUGAAGAAGCAAGACGAAAACACACAGGAGGAAAAAUCCUGGGAUUCUUUUUCUAGAGAUGUAAAACACAUUAAUAAAAAGCUUCCAUGGACUAAAAAAAAAAAAGAUGCAAAGGAAACAACAAACUACAUGAAGUGUGACGGUCAUACAGCACAGAGUGGACAAGCA